Aspergillus nomiae NRRL 13137 is the source of this 630-nucleotide messenger RNA. Its product is annotated as Rpp14/Pop5 family protein. The record is from RefSeq and is a predicted model, not a curated record. The transcript has 2 exons. NCBI's taxonomy places the organism in Eukaryota, Fungi, Ascomycota, Eurotiomycetes, Eurotiales, Aspergillaceae. Gene Ontology annotation, cellular component: ribonuclease P complex. Gene Ontology annotation, biological process: tRNA 5'-leader removal. The coding region runs from base 1 to 630 and encodes 209 amino acids.
AUGGUCCGCGUCAAACACCGCUACCUGCUCCUCGACAUCCUCUACCCAGAUCCCACCUCAUGGCCGCCCUCGACAACGGCGCCGAAAAAUGCAACACGAAACGCACAAUCCCAAUUGCGCAUCCACUCGCCCACAUCCGACGCCCUGACGCCGAGCUUGCUUGCGAAGAUGGUGAGGGAGGAAGUCGCAGAGAUAUUUGGUGAUUGGGGUGUGGGAAGACUGGGUGGUGUUACUGCUGGGGGUGUUAGUGUUAAAUACUUGUCGCCUGCAACUUCGACGGCUAUUAUUCGCUGUCCGCGCGCGUCGUUCCGGCUUGUUUGGACGGCGCUGACUUAUAUGUCUCGGGUGCCGGAGUAUGGGGACUCGAAUCGAUCGAGGCGGUCGGAUGUUCCGUUGACGAGGCCUUGUGUUUUUCGGGUCAUUAGGGUUUCUGGGACGAUGCGGAAGGCGGAGGAAGAGGCGAUUCGGCGGGCGAGGAAGGAGAUUGUGCGGUUGAGAGGCGCGGAGGAGGUUGGGGUGCUUGGGGGCUUGGUUGGUGGGUUGGAAUAUGAGGAGGGCUCUGGUGUUGUUGAGGAUGUGAUGGACAAUGACGAGGAGGAUGUUGAUAUGGGGAGUGACGGAGAGGAUUGA